CAUUUUUCAGCAUGGUAAAGGCCACUAUGCAAUUUCUAUUAGCCUUUAACCCUGCAAGAAAAAGAAAUUAUCGGCCACUUUGACGACAGAAAUGUCACCACCUCUUACUGCAUGGAUUCUAAAAAUUUUGAAUCUGCAGAUGGAAAUUCUGGCCCAAUACGCGGCUAAUUUUAGUCUAGUUUGUCAACAUGGCGUUAAUGUUCACUAAAACUGCGAGCAUUAAAAAGGCAGUGGAGUUCAUUAACAACAUAGACGCAGCAAAGUUUCCCAGGCUACUCUCCAGAAUUUUACAGAAACUCCACUUGAGAGAUGAACACUCCUUCUCAGAGGAGGAGCAGGAGAAACUCCAAGUGGCCCUUGGCCUUGAAGGAAAUGACCUUCAACUUGUUUUAGAAACGACAGCAUUCAUUCUAGAACAGGCAGCUUAUCACAUAGCUAAGCCAACAGUACUUGCCCAACAGCUGCAAACUCUUGGACUGGAAGAGGAUAAGGUCUCAGUGUUUGUCAAAGCAUGGACAUCAAGUGGGAAGGGUGUGGUGGAAAACCUCCGCCAGAGAACGCUAGCACCCAACCAGCUGGAGGGGGUCAACUGGAGAUUGAACCUUCAGAUGGGACAGGCUUCCCAGACCAAGAUGAAGAUUCCUAACGCCAUGUUUGAGAUGGUCGUUGCUGGCAGUGAUCCCGACCAGAAAGAGAAGAUCAGGAUGGAAUUCAGCCACGAUGAACUCUUUGAAUUCUACAACAAGUUGGAAGCCAUUCAAGGCCAGCUGGACUCAAUGAGCUGAAGAUGUGAACGAGGAAGAAAUGCUAUCAACUUUCCUGAAAGAUGUUUUAUAUUCACAUCAUGUAUAGUCUUUUUUUGAUGGACAGAAAUUUAUGAUCUUUGUAAAUUGUAUAUUUUACAA
Messenger RNA from Asterias rubens (European starfish), 905 nucleotides. RefSeq names its product COMM domain-containing protein 10-like. Lineage: Eukaryota; Metazoa; Echinodermata; Asteroidea; Forcipulatida; Asteriidae. The transcript is spliced from 7 exons. The record is from RefSeq and is a predicted model, not a curated record. Bases 189 to 785 code for a protein of 198 amino acids.